Osmerus eperlanus (European smelt) is the source of this 1757-nucleotide messenger RNA. It is a transcript of the gene ppp1r35, whose product is annotated as protein phosphatase 1, regulatory subunit 35. The transcript has 5 exons. The record is from RefSeq and is a predicted model, not a curated record. NCBI's taxonomy places the organism in Eukaryota, Metazoa, Chordata, Actinopteri, Osmeriformes, Osmeridae. Gene Ontology annotation, biological process: positive regulation of centriole elongation; negative regulation of phosphatase activity; positive regulation of cilium assembly. Gene Ontology annotation, molecular function: phosphatase binding. Bases 686 to 1609 code for a protein of 307 amino acids. Gene Ontology annotation, cellular component: centriole.
AAGAACUUACAGAAUCGAGCAUCAAAAUAAUUCAACCACGACGCGGUCAAAUUAUGCACUUAGCAUGAAGUAGUUGUUGCGACUAAAUGUCCGCCCUUUCGGGAAACUGCGAGAGACAAAUCGAGACUACCUUGGCCGGAAGAGGGAUUGUUUUCGUGUGAAACGGAAGUUAUAGAGCGCUCGCUCUGUAAACGGGUGGGAAUUUCAAACCAGAAUCAACAAGUAUAAUUGGAGUUGCUAUUAGUGUGAUUUUCAAUAGCGUGAAGCACCACAACAGGUACCAACACACCACAAACACUAAGUGUGGCUCACCAACGUUAACCGUGAAAAGCUGUCGACCUCCAGGCGGAGAAACUGACAUCACGGAAGCAAGCAGAGAAAGUGACGAGAAAAGCGACACCGGACCCGCAUUCCGGUAAACUGACGCUGCCGCCACAACGGCCUCACCCUCCACCCCCAGCCUCACCUCCAGCCUCACCCCAACCUCCAACCUCACCCUCCACCCCCAGCCUCACCCCAACCUCCAGCUACACCCCCAGCCUCACCCUCCACCCCCAGCCUCACCUCCAGCCUCACCCCAACCUCCAACCUGACCCUCCACCCCCAGCCUCACCACAACCUCCAGCUACACCCCCAGCCUCACCCCAAGCUCCAGCCUCACCCCCAGACUCCAGCUUCCCCCAGCAUGAGCACAGCUGCCCCCCAGCCGCCUACUCUGGGCUCCCCUCCUCAGCCCGCCCCUUUCAGCAUAGUACCCACCUGCCCAGAGUUAGACCUGUCUUUCCCCCUCAUCCCGGCCUCGCCCCCACUUUUCCUGGACCCACCCCCACCCUGCCGAGCCCCGCCCCCAUCCAGCCGAGCCCCGCCCCCAUCCAGCCUGGUUACAGGAGCAGCCUGCCAGCAGGUACGCUGUAGGAGGGAGAUCACGGUGAUCGCAGAGCCUAGCAACAACCCUCCACCCCAACAUUCCACCAGCCACCUUGAGGGCAAGCAUCACCAUGGUAACCCUCUCCCUGGGGUCCAGACAGCAGGUCUGCAGUUGGUCAACCUUGCUUCCUCCUCGCCUCUCAUAAGCCGGCCUCUAAACCGACGUAUGACACCUGCACUACCAGGAGCCAAGGAGAAGGCUCGUUAUGAGGAAAGGGGCGUGGUCCUGCCGGAAGGGGCGGAGUUGAACUCCACUCUGGCUCUGAGGGCAGAGCUACAGGAGCUGGCGGGGGCACAGUUCAACUCCCAGAAGGCCGUGCAGCAACAGCUUAAGUCCUCCAGGACAAGAGACAACAUCAGCAGCAGAGCUACCGAGGCGGUGAAUGUCCCGCCCUCCCAGCAGCUCUACAGGGCAUUGGUCAGCAUCAGCGUGGAGGAGGAGCUACUGAUCAGCAACGCACUUCAUGAUAGGCUCCAGCUGGUCCUCCCUACACGUGUGAUUGGCUGCAAGAAGGAGUUGGGGCCAGAGUUGAGGGUGUUCGUGAGGGCGGAGCAGAGGAGAGAGAAGCCACUCCUACCAGGAUUGGACCAGGCUACGCCAUGCCCACAACCAACCACAUUCCCCGCCCACUCAACCUUUGACCUCUACCAUAGACAUGCCUGCUGGGGGGUAGGGCUCUGAGACUGGGGGAGGGGGAUGUACCGCUGUGUGAUUGGAUGUCAAUACAGUAACUUUUUUUUUUUUACAACUGUACAUAUCCCUGAUCCCAUACUCCCACACACCCCUAAAAUGUUUUUACUUAUUUUCUGAAUAAAGAACCUGAAAUAUG